Molecule: messenger RNA, 2465 nt
Organism: Passer montanus (Eurasian tree sparrow)
Lineage: Eukaryota; Metazoa; Chordata; Aves; Passeriformes; Passeridae
Gene: THOC5
Product: THO complex 5
Exons: 18
Coding region: 91-2319 (742 amino acids)
Biological process (GO): mRNA export from nucleus; positive regulation of DNA-templated transcription, elongation
Cellular component (GO): THO complex part of transcription export complex
Molecular function (GO): mRNA binding
Source: RefSeq, a predicted model, not a curated record
AGGAUAGUGUAGGAUCAGCCAGAGUGGGGAGUGGGGUGGACAAGGAGGAGGAAUCACCUUUCUGGAUUGUCCUCUGUGGUCGUGUAGAUCAUGGAAUAUCCUGAGUUGGAAGGGAUCCACGAGGAUCCUCCAGUCCAGCUCCUGGCCCUGCACAGGACAGCCCAACGGUGCCAAUUAAAAUUUAUAACAAUUAAAGACAGCCUGAACUCGCCAGGUGUUUUAGUGGCUGGUGGGUUUGGGAUUGCUGGAACAGUCUUGUGUAAAGCCAUGGGACUGAUGGGCAGAGGCAGAAAUGGCAGCUUGUCCCCCAGAGGCCUUUCCAGAGGGAGGGAUGAGCCACGGGAGGUGUUCUUGCCUUGGCAGGAUGUCAGGUACUACAGCGAGGAGAGCGAGGUGGAUCUGCGGGACCCCAUCAAGGACUACGAGCUCUACAGGGAGACCUGCCAGGAACUCCAGAGGCUCAUGGCAGAGAUCCAGGAGCUGAAGAGCCGGGGCAUCAAGGAAAAUGCCGUGGAGAUUGACGAGCGGCGCGUGCAGAGCUGUGUCCACUUCAUGACCCUGAAGAAGCUGAACCGCCUGGCCCACAUCCGCCUGAAGAAGGGCAGGGACCAGACCCACGAGGCAAAGCAGAAGGUCGAUGCCUAUCACCUGCAGCUGCAGAACCUGCUCUACGAGGUGAUGCACCUGCAGAAGGAGAUCACCAAGUGCCUGGAAUUCAAAUCCAAACACGAGGAGAUCGAGCUGGUGAGCCUGGAGGAGUUCUACAAAGAGGCCCCCCCUGAAAUCAGCCGCCCUGCCAUCACCCUGAGCGAGCCCCACCAGCAGACCCUGGCCCGCCUGGACUGGGAGCUGGAGCAGCGCAAGAGGCUGGCAGAGAAAUACAAGGAGUGCCUGACCAGCAAGGAAAAGAUCCUGAAGGAGAUCGAGGUGAAGAAGGAAUAUCUGAGCAGCCUCCAGCCUCGACUCAACAGCAUCAUGCAGGCCUCCCUGCCUGUGCAGGAGUACCUGUUCAUGCCCUUCGACCAGGCUCACAAGCAGUACGAGACCGCCCGGCACCUCCCGCCGCCUCUCUACGUCCUCUUCGUCCAAGCCAGUGCCUACGGACAGGCCUGUGAUAAGAAGCUGGUGGUGGCCAUUGAAGGGAGUGUGGAGGAAGCCAAGGCCCUUUAUAAACCACCCGAGGACUCACAGGAUGAUGAGAGCGAUUCCGACGCAGAGGAGGAGCAAACCACGAAGCGGCGCAGGCCCACCCUGGGUGUGCAGCUGGACGACAAACGCAAGGAGAUGCUGAAGAGACACCCCUUGUCUGUCACCCUGGACCUGAAGUGCAAAGAUGAGAACGUGCUUCACCUGACCUUCCACUACCUGAUGAACCUCAAUGUCAUGACAGUGAAAGCCAAGGUGACCACUGCCAUGGAAAUGACCACGGCCAUCAGUGCGGGGGAUCUGCUCUCCCCAGACUCCCUCCUCAACUGCCUCUAUCCAGGGGACCACGGGAGGAAAACGCCCAACCCAGCCAACCAGUUCCAGUUUGAUAAAGUGGGCAUCCUGACCCUGAGUGACUACGUGACAGAGCUGGGACACCCCUACGUGUGGGUGCAGAAGCUGGGUGGCCUGCAUUUCCCCAAGGAUCAGCCUCAGCACACGGUGGCUGCUGACAAUUCCCUGAGUGCCAGCCACAUGGAGCUGACAGUGAAGCUGCUCCGGAGCCGCCUGCAGUCCCGCCUGGCCCUGCACAAGCAGUUUGCAUCCCUGGAGCACGGAGUUGUGCCAGUGUCCAGCGAGUGCCAGCAGCUCUUCCCCACCAAAAUCGUCUCACGCCUGGUGAAGUGGACUGCCAUUCCCUAUGAGGAUUAUGCUGAGCUGCCCUACACUAAGGAUGUGAUAGAGGCUGGCUUGGCUGAAGACACUCACCUCUACUACAUGGCCCUGAUAGAGAGGGGAACAGCCAAGCUGCAGGCAGCUGUGGUGCUGAACCCUGGUUAUUCCACGCUGCCUCCUGUCUUCAGCCUGUGCCUGAACUGGAAGGGAGAGCGGAACAGCAGCAACGACGACAACAUUCGGGCCAUGGAGAGCGAGGUCAAUGUCUACUACAAGGAGCUGUGGGGGCCCAAGCCUGGCUACCAGCUGCUCACCAACCAGCUGCAGCGCCUGUGCAUGGUGCUGGACGUGUACCUGGAGACAGAGCCCCACGAUCCCAGCGUGGAGGGGCCCAAGGAGUUCCCCCAGGAGAAGAUGUGUCUGCGCCUGGUCAGGGGCCCCCUGCGCCUGAAACCCUUCAAGUUCAACUACCCCCAGGGGUUCUUCAGCCAUCGCUGAGCAGCCCUGGGCCUCAUCCUGGGGUGGGACUUGUUCACUCUGUGGCAGGAGUGUUCCUAUCCUGACAUUUCUGCUUCUUUUACAAUAUUUUGGGGUUGGUUUGAAGGUUUUGUAGUCAAAGGGAUUAAACUGAGCUAAAGAAAAAA